AUGAGCAUAUUGGCUCUGACUUGGCUGGCGUCUUUCUCUGGCGUUGGAGACCUCCUUUUCAGAAGCGGCCGCGCACGGGCUGCUGAAGGUGGAGUCCUUCAUGCUGGUGCUGGUGUGCACAUUACGCCCCGGUAUAGACAGUUCCCCUGGCUGACCAGAACCCAGGUGAUCUGGAGUGAGAUCUUUCUUGCAACCACAUGGUUCUGGAUUCUCUGGCGCUUUUGGCAUGACUCAGAAGUCAUGCUGAGUCACUGUCCUCACUGUCCGUCUCCUGAUCCUUCCCAGUGGACAGAUGAAGAAUUAGGUAUCCCUCCUGAUGACGAAGACUGA
Messenger RNA from Saimiri boliviensis boliviensis (Bolivian squirrel monkey), 330 nucleotides. The record is from RefSeq and is a predicted model, not a curated record. Lineage: Eukaryota; Metazoa; Chordata; Mammalia; Primates; Cebidae.